Molecule: messenger RNA, 1485 nt
Organism: Pleurotus ostreatus (oyster mushroom)
Lineage: Eukaryota; Fungi; Basidiomycota; Agaricomycetes; Agaricales; Pleurotaceae
Exons: 6
Coding region: 1-1485 (494 amino acids)
Source: RefSeq, a predicted model, not a curated record
AUGCCACCAUCUCAUCUACGACUUUCGACGUUGACGACGCUUACGACAAGAGGCCGCGAGCCAUGUCCAUCUUAUCAUUCGCACAUGAUGGAGGGUGUGAUCAUCGAGGACGGGCAAACCGUGGACCAGGAUGCGCCGCCUAAUUACCGACCUCCAAGCACCCUUCCUCCGUCCUUCACAGAGGUCAGAUCGCCGCCCCCUAUUGGCGAAGCAAGCAGGCAGGGCUCGGUGCACCAAUUUCCGCAAGAAAGCUCGGCCGGCGAGAAAUCUCUCGCCCUCACCUUGUGGAGUAGCGCCAGCUCCAAGAAGCACACCCCCUUGUUCUUCGAGGGGGACGACAUCGAAGGCUCGGUAUCCUUAAAGUUGGCGAAGGCAGAGUAUGUUCAGGCAAUCAAAAUAGCGGUCAGAGGCAAGCUCAUUUCGGGCUCGACGGCCUCAGCACCCCCGAUGCUCACCUUUCUCGACUUCUCGCACACUGUCUGGGAUCGCGAUAUGCCUCACCCACAAAGUCUAACCCCCACGCACCCACAAUUUGAUGGAAAACUCUCUCCGGGCGAAUACACAUGGCCGUUCUCAUUCAUCUUCCCCUCAGGGGUCACCCUCGCUGGCUGUCACGCAUCGCACCUUCCGCACACCUUUCUCGAGAGAGAUUUGAACGGCAAUGUUCAAUAUGAACUGGUUCUCCGCCUCGUUCGGGGCAAAUUUAAACCUGAUAAGAAGAUACGUACUAUGGUCGCACACAUUCCAAGAAUCGUCGCGAUGCCUCCCCUACCACUUCGCCAGCGAGCUUAUCUCCAGAACACGGUACUCUUCGGGCCUGAUGACGACGCUGAAGGCUGGUUGACACUUUCACCCACAAUGGUCUAUGGCAAAGUGUUCAACAAUCGACCCGCUGAGGUCAAAUGCGUCCUUUCCAUCUCACAACCACUGUCGUACGCUCGUGGCACUGUCAUACCUUGUUACCUCAAGAUCAUGAGCUUGGAUUCGCAAACUCUCGAUCUGUUGACAUCCUCGUCCAUCGAUGUGCGCUUACGUAGGAGCGUGAAUUUUUACUUCGGCGUAUCGAAGGGGAACAAGAAAUUGACACCCACGCAAACCCAAACCGACGACAUUGAAGCGGCUGUUUGGCGACCGCUCCCACCAAUGCGGGCUUCCUCCAGCGUGCAAUCGAUGCGGCAGUUCGAAGGCGAGAUACACUUGCCGAAGGACUUACAACCUACAUCCGAUUUCUCGUUGCUUACUAUUGAGUACUCCGUUGUGCUCCUCCCUUUCGCCGUCACAGGCUUCUCGGCACGAAAUAGCGAGCCGUCGCUGGCCCAGCCGGUGGAUAUCGUCACGGAGUGCGCGCCUGGCCCUCGGCAUAUCCAAUACCUACCCCGCGCAGCAAGAAACUCUCGCCUGAAAAGCCCGACUCAGCGAGGAACAUCGGAUGAGGUGGAUUUGAUGACCAAUAUAGGAUCGUUCAACGGCUUGCUCAUGGGAUAG